UAUUUCCCUGCACAUUCCUGACUGCUUUCUAUUUGACCGUGUUAACACAGCUAAGACGAGACCACUUAAAUUUAAAAACUAGAAACAAAGAUUUGUCUCUAAUAUAUUAAAUUUAGGAUAAAUAAGAAAACCAAUGGAGGCAGUAUUCAAUGUCCUCGGUUUGGAUUGGAUCGACGCCAGGAGUGUUUUAAUAUUUUUCUGUGUGUUUCUGUUAUUGGCUGAUAUCAUAAAGAACAGACGACCAAAGAACUUUCCUCCUGGGCCGUGGGCGCUUCCUUUUAUUGGUGAUCUUCAUCGUAUUGAAUCCAGCGAACUUCACCUGCAGUUCACAGAGUUUGCACAGAAAUACGGGAACAUAUUCAGCCUCCGUCUCUUUGGUGGAAGGAUUGUGGUCAUCAAUGGCUACAAGCUCAUGAAAGAAGCCCUGGUCGAACGAGGAGAAGACUUCACAGAUCGGCCCUCCGUACCAUUGUUUGAAGAAUUGGUUGGAAAUAGAGGUCUCGUGGGUUCCAGUGGUUAUAAGUGGAAGCAGCAGAGAAGAUUUGCUCUUCAUACACUCAGAAACUUUGGUCUGGGCAAGAAGACCCUGGAGCGAUACAUCCAGCAGGAGUGCCAGUACCUCACAGAGGCUUUUGCAGAUGAGCAAGGCAAACCUUUUAAUACCAAGUCACUGAUAAAUAAUGCUGUGUCCAACAUUAUUUGCUGUUUGGUGUUUGGGAAUCGGUUUGAGUACAAUGACAAGCAGUACCAGCAUAUUCUCCAGAACUUCAGUGAGACAGUGCGUUUACAGGGGAGUGUGUGGGCACAGCUUUACAACACAGCCCCCUGGCUGAUGAAGUGGUUUCCUGGACCUCAUCAGAAGAUAUUCAGUCUGAUACAAGAAGUAAUUGACUUUGUAGAAAUCAGGAUCAAUGAACACAAAGACACCCUUGACCCAUCAUCACCAAGAGACUACAUUGACUCCUUCCUCAUAGAAAUGGGACAGACAAAGGACAAAGAAUCUGGGUUUGAUCUCAAAAAUUUAUGUUUCUGCACAAUGGACUUGUUUGGUGCUGGAACUGAAACUACUACCACUACUUUACACUGGGGGCUGCUUUACAUGAUCCACUACCCUGACAUACAAGAGAGAGUCCAGGCUGAGAUUGAUGCUGUGAUUGGUUCAUCCAGACAGCCGUGUAUGACUGACAGAGAAAACAUGCCCUACACUGAUGCAGUCAUCCAUGAGAUACAGAGGAUGGGCGACAUCAUCCCUCUCAAUGUGGCUCACAUGGCAAACAAGGAUACUACAGUGGAUAAGUACACAAUCCCAAAGGGAACCAUGAUCCUGCCUACACUGCACUCUGUCCUCCAUGAUGUGUCAAUGUGGGAAACUCCAAACUCCUUCAACCCUCAACACUUUCUGGACCAGGAUGGUAAAUUUAGGAAGAGAGAGGCCUUCCUUCCAUUUUCUACAGGUAAGCGUGUGUGUCUCGGUGAACAGCUGGCCAGGAUGGAGUUAUUCCUGUUCUUCACAUCCCUCCUUCAGAGGUUUUCAUUCUCUGCACCCCCUGGAGAGAAGCCCAGUCUGGAGUGCAUCACGGGACCCGCUCGUUGUCCUAAACCUUACCGUGUCUGUGCCGUGCCACGAUAAAUCAGUGUCCCAACAUAUCCUAAACUGACUUAUACCUAUUUCUUAGCACUAUCACAUUUAGCUUGCAAUGCACCAACCAUAUCUGCUGUAUUAUUAUUAGUCUUUGAGUAAAAAUCAAUUUGGGAGUAAUUUUCUUCUUGUCAAUCAGUCUUUUACUGAACAUUUGCAUUUCACAAUGCUACUGUAUUCAGGAGUAUUCGCUACUAUCACUGGGAACAAUGUUAGUACAAUCCUUUCUGCUUGCUACAGCUAGAAACGUUUGGCUUUUAAUUAAACAUUACACUGAGUUUUAGCCCAUACUUUUUACUCACUGGAUCUGCUGAGUGUUCAAAUUCACACAGAGGUUUAUUGUCAAAUCAGAGCUGUUGAUCAGUUUGAGAAUAUGUUAUAUGAAUAUGUUAUAUAUGUUAUUAACAAUUUUGUGUGACAAAUGAUUUUAAUAAAAGAAUCGUAAAAUGA
Messenger RNA from Mugil cephalus (flathead mullet), 2089 nucleotides. Its product is annotated as cytochrome P450 2J4-like. NCBI's taxonomy places the organism in Eukaryota, Metazoa, Chordata, Actinopteri, Mugiliformes, Mugilidae. The coding region runs from base 134 to 1630 and encodes 498 amino acids. Gene Ontology annotation, cellular component: cytoplasm; intracellular membrane-bounded organelle. Gene Ontology annotation, molecular function: iron ion binding; oxidoreductase activity, acting on paired donors, with incorporation or reduction of molecular oxygen, reduced flavin or flavoprotein as one donor, and incorporation of one atom of oxygen; heme binding. The record is from RefSeq and is a predicted model, not a curated record. Gene Ontology annotation, biological process: xenobiotic metabolic process. The transcript is spliced from 9 exons.